This is a messenger RNA of Motacilla alba alba, 7356 nucleotides long. RefSeq names its product gamma-aminobutyric acid receptor subunit rho-2. Gene Ontology annotation, biological process: chemical synaptic transmission; signal transduction; monoatomic ion transmembrane transport. The transcript has 9 exons. Bases 1760 to 3229 code for a protein of 489 amino acids. Gene Ontology annotation, molecular function: neurotransmitter receptor activity; extracellular ligand-gated monoatomic ion channel activity; GABA-A receptor activity. Gene Ontology annotation, cellular component: neuron projection; GABA-A receptor complex; synapse. The record is from RefSeq and is a predicted model, not a curated record. Lineage: Eukaryota; Metazoa; Chordata; Aves; Passeriformes; Motacillidae.
UUAAAAUCAAUAUUUUGGACCCAGAGAUCUACUUAUUGUAAGUCCCUGGUAAUAUUCAUGAAUACGUGAAAAGGCAUGUAGAGGCAGCAGACCUACAGUUGCUAGGGUUUUGAGAACAUUUGCCUUUGACUAUUUAAAUACUGAAAUAGAAUAAAGUGGAGUAAUUUUCCUCUUGUAUUAUUGUUCAAAUUACUGUUCAGCAUGUUUAUUUCAAAGACAAGGAAGUUUAGCUAGCUUUCAUUUUGUUGCUGUCAAACAUAAUAGCACUGGCUUAUGUGAGAUUCUCAUCCUGUUUUUCAGCAAGUAUUUAUCAAGCUAGCUAGAGCUUUCCUAAAUUUUAUCAACUAUAUGUUACUGUAUUGCAACAUUAAAGUAGCUAUAACAACUUCUGAAAUAAGGAAAACCGAUUUUGUGUCUAAGGGAGACUGUAAAUUUAGAAAGCACCCCAAAAUCUAUUAGCGUUUCUCUGUAUUGUUGAUAAUCUUGUUUGCAGGUAUAAAGGAAAAAAGGUGAAAAAAAUAGCUUUUGUAGGAAGUUCAGACAAAAAAAAGUAUCUAUUUGUUCAGCAGUUAGACUUUCUGCUGCAGACCAAUUUGAUGUCAAUAUGUUAAUUAACAUAUUUUUACCUAAUAUGUCUUAUUUCAUUAGAAAUUAAACAAAAACAAGCAAAAACCAAUACACAAAUUCUCCCCCCCCCUCCAAAAAAAAAAACCCACACCAAAACCCUAAAAAACCUGUAGCCUCUAAGAUAGAAGCCCUGUGUUUCCUUGUUGGUGUGGUGCUUGAAUCCCUGUCCAAGUACUGCAAACGUGGGCUCACAGAGGAGGGUUCUGGAAGAGGUCUGACCCUCAAGACCGUUCUGCUGGGGUUUGAGUCGCCUGCUCCUCUGGAGUCUCUGUUCUGAAUGUGCUUUCUUGUCCUGCAGGGUCCCUGCCGUGCCGAGCAGACUUCUGCCCCUGUACCACACACUGGCUGUUGUCAGCACGGCCCGGUGCUGCACAGAGAGGCCAAAUCAGCGUUGCCCUGUGACCGGGCUGUGAGGAAAUAAGCCUCGAAUGGAUUUUGGAAACAGCCUCGUCAUUGUGAUUAAAGAAAUAGCUGAUUUGAAUUUUAGUUUUGAUCUCCUUUGAUAAAAGUUAAAAUGCCUGAUUAUGCAAAUGCCUUUUGGAAAAAAAAAUCAAUGGUCACUUGGUUUAUGUAAAGGCGGUUGCAUGCAUAGAUUGGGAGUUACUGUUUAAAUUUUCCUUUUAAGGUAACAGUAAAUAAAGUCAGCUUUUUCAGAGAAAGUAGCUCAUAUUCUGUCUCCAACAAUAUGAAGAGUCAGAGCCUCAACUGCCCUAAAUCCAUUAAAAUAUGUACAUUUUACAAUGAGAUGCACAUCUGAAACGUGGCACAGGCAGUUACCCGUUGAAAAAGAUGCCGUACAGAGGAUCAAAAAACGUAGAAAGCCUAAUGAAAAGGGACAGCCUGGCUUUACAGUCUGGCAGGAGGAUAGCACUGAGAUUAGGGGAUUGAGCAAAAAGCCGGCGUGCAGAAUUGCGGGUUUUUAUAUAAUGGCUUUAGCAAGUAUCCUUUAGGACGCAGUGGCAAUGUGCAGUGAGGCAAACUUGGUGAGUAAUGGCCAAUCAUUAAGCGGUGAUGAGGGAAGAGCGCUGAGUGCGAAGCCGCCGAGAGCCUGUCGAAUGCAUCACGCCGGGAACGCAGCGUUCCUGCCACUGCUCGCCGACCAAGGCGACACGCCAGAAUUAGAGUCGAUUCAAUGUUCAAGCCCGGGGGGACUUGUACUGCAGGAGGUCACUGGAGUGCAGAGUGCUCGGCUCCCAUUUCCAGCAAGAUGCCUUAUUUCACAAAACUCCUUUUAUUAAUCUUCUGCUUAGUUCUUCUCGUGGAAAGCAGAAAGCACAGGAGAAGGAGGUGGACAACGCAUCUGGAUGUGCAGAGAGCAAGUCACAUCUUUAAGAAGAAUCGCGACUUGACCAAAGCCUGGAGAGGAAAGACAGAGCAGCUUCUCAGAGUCGACGAACACGACUUCACCAUGCGGCCCGCCUUUGGAGGCCCUGCGAUUCCUGUUGGGGUGGAUGUGCAAGUUGAAAGCUUGGACAGUAUUUCUGAGGUUGACAUGGAUUUCACUAUGACCUUGUACUUAAGGCACUACUGGAAGGAUGAGCGUCUCUCGUUUCCCAGCACCAACAACAAGAGCAUGACCUUUGAUGGCAGGCUGGUGAAGAAGAUCUGGGUUCCUGAUGUCUUCUUCGUGCAUUCCAAGAGGUCCUUCAUUCAUGAUACCACCACGGACAACAUCAUGCUGCGAGUGUUCCCUGAUGGGCACGUCCUCUACAGCAUGAGGGUCACAGUGACAGCAAUGUGCAACAUGGACUUCAGCCACUUCCCCCUGGACUCUCAGACAUGUUCUCUGGAGCUGGAAAGCUAUGCUUACACUGAUGAAGAUCUGAUGCUAUAUUGGAAAAAUGGGAAUGAAUCUCUGAAAACUGAUGAAAAAAUUACUUUGUCUCAGUUUUUGAUACAAAAAUUCCACACCACAUCAAGACUGGCUUUCUACAGUAGCACAGGUUGGUACAAUCGCCUCUAUAUAAAUUUCACAUUACGCCGACACAUCUUCUUCUUCCUGCUCCAAACCUACUUCCCUGCCACUCUCAUGGUCAUGCUGUCCUGGGUGUCCUUCUGGAUCGACCGACGAGCAGUUCCUGCCAGAGUCUCUUUGGGGAUAACCACCGUGCUGACCAUGUCCACAAUCAUCACUGGGGUGAAUGCCUCCAUGCCUCGUGUUUCCUACAUCAAAGCAGUGGACAUUUACCUGUGGGUCAGUUUUGUGUUUGUCUUCCUCUCGGUGCUGGAAUACGCGGCUGUGAAUUACCUGACAACGGUGCAAGAGCGGAAGGAGAGGAAACUGCGGGAGAGGUUUUCGUGUUCGUGUGGAAUACCUCACUCAAAAACUAUGAUGCUGGAUGGAAACUACAGUGAAUCUGAUGCCAACAGCCUGGCAGGGUAUACAAGAAACCAGAUGGUACCAGAAGAGGAAAAACCAGAAAAGAUGGUUGUGCAUCUAGCCAUGAGCAAUGAAUCUAAUUCAUCAAGGAAGAGAGGCCUGAAGGGCCACGUGGGCUUGCGCAUCAUCCAGAACACUCAUGCCAUUGAUAAAUAUUCAAGGUUAAUAUUCCCAGGCACCUAUAUAUUUUUUAAUUUGAUAUAUUGGUCUGUCUUUAGCUAAGCAUGCUGGCAUUUCUGAAUCAGAAGAUGUCUACAAAACACUUUUGUUGGUACUUUUUUUUUGUCUAAUCUGGACAACAAAGCUAGAAACCUGAUUGUUGUAUUGCUUCUUUGAAGUGUAAAUGGGAGGACACAUCCCCCAGGAGGCAAUUCCAUGUGCAGGCCUCCUGGAGGAACUUGCUGUACUGGUUGGUUUCCAGCCCACCCUCCUGCUCCUGUGUGCUUUAUGACACAUGCCAUUUCUCAUACUUGAAAAUAUGUGUCCACCAUACAGCCAAAAGGUGCUGGAUGCUCAUUUGGGGCUGGCCACACUGGUGGUGCCUGCUGUGCAAUGGACAACCAAAGACAAUGCUCAUGUGAGCUGUCAGGAAUUAAAUAAAGGCAGCUUGUGUGGGGAGGUCUGGACAGUGCUUCUCCUGUAAGGAAACUGAGCACUUUCCUUUCCUUUUGAGAAAAUUGUUUUGUUUUUUUCUUUGGCAUAUAAACAUAACAUUUUUCUAUUGUUUUGUGAAGAACACCUCCUUUAAGGGUACAGAUUCUGCUUUCUGUCUGGACAGGACCUUCAUCAGUACAUUAGGACAGCUGGCUGGGCUGGUUACAGAGCACAGGUGGUAUGAUUGAGUCAGGGGGGUUUUUUUCUAGAUUACAAAGUGCAGCCCAUGGACAAACUGUGUAUCCCAAUGUGCCUCUCCCAGUCAACACAAUGCCCUUCUGUUCAGGCAUUUGGGAUCAAAAGGAAUACAUGUCUGCCAGAACCUCUCUGCAGGCACAGAGGCAUGUCAGAGAUUCAAUGGCCAAGGAUAAUACUGUGGGUCUAAGGUCGAUGUAAGUCCUUUGAAGCGGCUGCACAGCAUUGCAACAUGCUUAUGUGCUUGGCAGUUCUUUUCCUAUCCCAUGAUAUCUCCCUUUCCUUUGCUAACAACACUGACAGCAAAACCCAAAUGUAGAAACAUGAUAGCAACAAGACAAUGAUGCUCAGGUUUGUGCGCUCCUUAUUUUAAGAAAACACCAUGACUUUUUGGCUGUUGUGGAGAUUAUGUACAUCAAAACACUUGCUUCCCAAGCUGAAGCUGAGCUGUGGGGGCAGAGCUUGAAGUGUGAAGAGCCAGGACUGAGGUUAGAAUAAAGAAAAAGCAAACAAAAAUACUGAUGUAACCAUAAUUAUUUGUCAGCACAUGAAAUUUUCUGCUUACACAGCAGGAAUUCUAACAUCCUAAAUCUCAGGGGAUGUAGAAAGUAGCAGAGAAAUAUCAACUCUUGGCUGUCAGCAAUACCCAGGUUUUCCCUUGUGCCUCAAAUAUUACUGCUUAAGUCAAGCUGAUGAUGGCACUGAUUUAGUGGAAACAAAAUUGAUGAGAGAAGCUAAAAUUAACAGAUAUGUUCCCCUUUAUUCAGCCAUGUUAAUAGCUUACAUGAAUUGAGUACUGUCUGGUCAUGAAAGUAAGAAACCACACCUCUAAAAUUGCUGGCAAGAAGAGGAAGGACAGUGUCUGAGGGGAAGGAUUGCCUAGCCUGCCACUUGUCUCCUGAGCCACCAGGAGAGUGCAUUUACCACUCAUUGGAUACUUCUCACAUUGACAGGUGGAGAUCACUACAAGAAAGACACAAAAAAAUAUUAAAGAAAUAGACCACUCAUUCUUUUGAGAGGUUAAAGCCUGGGCAUAACAGUGCAUUCUUCAUCAUUAGCAGUUUUGAGUGUAAAACCAGAGCCAAUGUCCCAGCUGGCAGCAGGACAGUUGCAGCAAAGAGACCUUUGCUGGGGAAAGGCAGCACAACUACACCAUGAAGCCACCAGAGAGUUCAGGGAGUGAGAAACUUGGUUCCUGUGCCCCCCUGUUUUGCCAGUCUUUCGGCAUUACCCACGGCACGUGCCAUUUAACCUCGCAGUGCCUCAGCUCCUCCACCAAGAAAGUGAGGAGCACUAGGAUUUGCCUACCUCACAAGGUGCCGAGGGGCUCAGCAGGCUUGGAUAGCACGUGUGUGGGGCAUGCCUAUGAUUUCUGAGCAAGUCACCCAGUGGGAAUCCAAUUUUGUAUUAGUUACCAGUGAGUUCUUCAAAUGCAUCUUCUGAACCAGUCCAGCUGGAAGAAAGCAGGUAUCUCUCCUGCCUUAUGAUGCUGUUACAACUCCCCUGCGUUACAAUGAUAUUAAACCAGGGAUAAGUCUAGAAAAACAGCCCAAAAGUGAGGGCUGUCAAUGAAUAAUGCCUCUUGGCAUACAAAACCCAGGAAGCCCUAGUGCUUUACUUUGCCAUUUCUUUUUAUUACGCUUCCUGUUCCCUUAGAAGUUAUGUGAUGGCAAAGAUGUCCUUUAGGUCCUGUAAUCUUUGUACUAGCAUUCCCAGUAGUUUUAAUGUCUAAUAGGCAUCUUUUGGAGAGGAUACCUUACUGUUAUUUUAUUUGCAUGUGUACAUAACUGAUGCAAAUUGAUGUCUGCUUUUGUCAGCCUAUGAAACCAUCAAGAGGGUCUUCUUCCACUGAAGCGAAAAAAAAUCCCUCCUCUAUAUUAGGCAUUGCUUAAGCUCAUUAUUAAUUGAAACAGCAAAUUAAAAGUAUAGAUGCAAAUAAAGCUAAGUCUUCUCCUUCAGUCAGCAUUAUGAAUUGUAUUUUUCUGUUUAUUCAGAGGAGAGUGGCUAGGCAUGAAGUUAGAACAGAUAUUUGAAGUGUAGUAUUGACAGUGUAUUUCGCCUUUGAUUUCCCCUUUGAUUUCCUCUGGAUUACAAGGGACUCCAUGAGCAUUGUCUAACUUCCAGUCGCCAGAUCCCAAAUCCUGUGUUUUGAGAGAGAGUGCCUGAAGCUGGGCUCUGAACGCUGUUUGACGGAUACAACCCAAUUCUCUGAAGCACUGAGCAGAUGGACAAUGAACCCACUGAAGGAGAGGAUUUUCAGAAGUGCACAGAGGUUUGGGCAAAUUGAGGUCACUGAUGAAAACGCCUUCUCUGGACAACUUGGUCCAAUUACAAAGAGGGAAAAUGUCAGCUCUGCUCAUUCUAGGUCUGGCUCCAUUGUAAUUCAACUUCUAACCAAAUCAUGUCUUUGAGAAAAAGUAACUAUAUAGGUAUGUGCACAUAUGUAUAAUGUGUGUGCAAGCAUAAUGUAUAACAAAGGAAGACACUGGAAUGUGUACCUAUGUUCAAUAGUGUCCAUAUGUGAAAUUGUAACAUACUGUAUGUAAAUUACCAUUUAUUAUGCCCAGAAAACUUACUAUGUUGAAUGGAAAAAAGGCUCUUAUUGUCAGUCAGGGGCCAAGAAAUGAGGUAUUGGCAAAAAUGUGAGUUCUCUUACAUUAUUUUUCUGAAAAGGGAGGUGUUGAGAAGGAUACAAGCAAUGCUGAUGCUAAACUUGCACAGUGAGUACAAUCCACUGUGCUGAUUGCUGUAAUCAAACCUGGUAAUAAAAUAACAGAUGGAAAGAGUGGAAAAGAGUAAAUUUCAUGGUGUUAACUUUAAAAUGUGAUUUUAAUUCUGUUUGGAAAUCUGUUACCUAUAAGCUGAUACCCAGGGGCAAAGGAUUUGAAUAAACACCUCAUUUGUAAUUGAUUUCAAGUGAAAAAAAACAUUUCAAAAGGUGGAAGAACUAUAGUGGAAGCAUGCGAGUACUUUGAAGUAUGCAAAGCUGUUUGAGAAAUGGAGCUGUUAAUCACAGUUAUAAGCUAUGGAGACCUUUUGUGAAAACUGCAACCCACAACUGAAGAAAGUUUAAUAAUUACUUUACAGUUAAUGGCACAUUUUCAAAAGAGCAAGUGGCAGGUAUGUAUCUCAAUCUCCAUCUGAAUACAAAUGAGAACUUGUCAUUUAAUUCCUGCUUUGUGCCUUUGAAAACAUUGUCUCCACACUUCCCAAUGGAAGAUUGGGAAGUGCUCAGAGGUCCCAGUUGCCAGAUCUCAGCUAUUAUCCCUAAUGCAGACUUAUGGACCUAAAAUAAAUGUGCAUGGGUGAGGCUGAACCACUAAAUGCCUGAACCACUAAAUAAAGGUUAUUGUCUGUCAUAUUUCCACAGUGGAGAGAUUACAGCAAGGUACAGCCUGAGUGAGAUACUGCCCUGCUGAAAUGUAGAAGAGCAGGAAAAUUUAUUUAAAAAACAGCAAGAAUUUAGCAGUAUUAAAAUAAAAAUGUAAUCCAGUCUCACA